UGGUACCCCAAUUGUUCUACAGUAUCUCCAGCUUUACUGGUCAUGUGCCUAAUUUUUUGUGGUAGUGGGGUGGGGUGGGGACAGACCUGGUUACUUCUUGAAACACUAAAUGUUGCCCAGGCUGCUCUCCCAACUCUGAGCCCAAAUGAACCCCAGCCUUGCCCCAGCCUGGGUUACGGAAACUGCUAUGUGCCAGUCCCCUCAUCCAGCUUGAACUAUGUCGGAUUUUACCUAAAGUGUGUUGCGUUCUUUGAAUGGAGACCAUGAUUUAGGUGUUAAUGAGAGUUAACCUACUUAACUAAAUAAUGGGCAUUUCUAUUUACUCUUUAAACAACAGCUUAAAUUCUUGCAUAGGAUAAAUAAUUUAUAUUAAUAGCUAUAUGAGCAAUAUAGCUAAGGCAUCAGAAAAUUCUGUAGUCCCCAGAUACGUGAGCACUUCGGUCUACACUGUCUGAGAGUUGUUAACCAUUCUAUCAACUUAAAUGGUUUUUUGCCAAAGCUGCUUUGGUUUGGAAACGUGUAUUCAUAAGGGGGACGGGGUGUGUGUUUGGACCAAAUAGAGCCUAGUCCACAGCUUGAGGCGCCAAGCAAAGGCCCUGGUCUCAUCAGUAGGUGACAGCUGGCGACCUCCUGGGGUCCAGACUGGCUCAACCUCUGUGUUUUAGGAAAACAGCGCUCUCCCCUCUGCAGGGAGGGGGGCGGGGUGGGUAACACACCCCAUACUUUGACUAGGCCCAACAUCCCCCCCCCCCACACUUCGCUCGCCAAGGCCAUGCGCCUGCGCAGCUCGGUUGCCUGGAUACCUACCGCACGCCACAAUCGCGCGCUCCUGGGCGUUGGGCGGUUGAGCCUCAGUUCCCCUGGAGCGGGCGGAGGAGCCGGUAGAGAAGCGGAGACCGGCCGCUGCGCUGACCCCUGCCUCUCCUCCCCGCAGCACACCGGAUCGUCCCUGGCCGCCGCGGUCUGCCCAGAACGAUGCCGCUGCCCGACACCAUGUUCUGCGCGCAGCAGAUCCACAUCCCCCCGGAGCUGCCCGACAUUCUGAAGCAGUUCACCAAGGCUGCCAUCCGCACGCAGCCGGUGGACGUGCUGCAGUGGUCGGCGGGGUAUUUUUCAGCCCUGUCCAGAGGAGACCCACUUCCUAUAAAGGACAGAAUUGAAAUGCCUGUGGCCACUCAGAAGACCGACACAGGCCUGACCCAGGGACUCCUAAAGGUCCUGCACAAGCAGUGUAACCACAAACAAUAUGUGGAAUUACCAGACCUUGAGAAGAAGUGGAAAAACUUGUGUCUGCCAGUAGAAAAAUUCAGAGCUAUCCUGGAACUGGAUCCAUGUGAAGAAAAAGUGGAGUGGAUAAAAUUUUUAGCUCUUGGAUGUAGCUCCCUGGGUGGGACACUGAAUACCGCCAUGAAGAACGUCUGUGAGAUCCUCACUACUGACCCAGAGGGUGGGCCUGCUCGGAUCCCGUUUGAUACUUACGCUUACAUCUACCAGUACUUGUCUGAACUGGACCCAGAACUCCCAGCCUCAGAGACGGAGACCUAUCUUGCCACUUUAAGAGAGAAGUCAGAAUCUAAAAGGAAUGGCAUGAUAGGACUUUCGGACUUCUACGUUGGACGGAAGUCAGUAUAGGAAGCCUUGAAAAGAAAGCUCUGAAGAAUUGAAGAAUAGACCAUUAAUACCGAGAGGAACACAUUUAAUGUGGUGCUUUUGAAAACCUUGGCGCCAAAUACAGCUUGUCAUUAACCA
Molecule: messenger RNA, 1749 nt
Organism: Peromyscus californicus insignis
Lineage: Eukaryota; Metazoa; Chordata; Mammalia; Rodentia; Cricetidae
Gene: Ropn1l
Product: rhophilin associated tail protein 1 like
Exons: 5
Coding region: 976-1632 (218 amino acids)
Source: RefSeq, a predicted model, not a curated record